AUGAUUAGUAAUUAAUUUAACAUUCACAUUCGAUCGAAAAACCAUUGAGUGUUAACGCACCGUGCGUCGUCUAUCGCAGAGCAAGCGAUCUUCCGAUUUUGGAAAUUUGUUCGGUUUAUGUUUUUUAAUUGUUGAUAAAUCUGUGGUUAUAGAAAAUGGAGCCCGGACAAUUGAGUAAAGACCAACGAAAACAGCUGAAAAUGGCCUUUGAUACGUUUGAUAAGGAGAAAAAGGGAGUGAUUAAAACGAGCGAAGUGCAGACUAUUUUGGACAUGAUGGGAGUCGAAGCGGACGCAAUGACCGAAUUGGAUGAGGCAAUUAAUGAAGUUGACACUUUUGGGAGUGGAGAGUUGAAGUACGAAGACUUUUGCACAGUAGCAGCUAAAUUUAUGGAAGAAGAUGUCGAUGUUGAAGCACUCAAAUCGGAAUUAAAAGAGGCUUUCAGGCUGUACGACAGAGAAGGAAACGGAUACAUAACAACAGAUACUUUUCGCGAAAUUCUUUGCGAAAUUGACGAGAAUUUAACUGACGAGCAGUUGGACAUGAUUAUCGAGGAAAUCGACGCUGAUGGCUCUGGGACUUUGGAUUUUGAAGUACUCAAGAAGGCUUUCGAUGCGUUUGAUCAAGCUAAAAAAGGCUGCAUCGGCACUGAUAUGGUAGGAACUAUUUUAGCUAUGCUCGGAUAUGAGUUGAGUGAAGAAACCUUGGCUGAAAUUAUUGCUGAGGUCGACGAAGAUGGAUCUGGAGAACUUGAAUUUGAAGAGUUCUGCACUCUGGCCGCCAGAUUUUUGGUGGAAGAGGACACAGAGGCGAUGCAGCAAGAAUUGCGAGAGGCAUUCCGACUUUACGACAAAGAAGGCAAUGGUUACAUAACGACUGAUGUCUUUCGUGAUAUUUUACAUGAGCUUGACGAUAAGUUAACGAACGAAGAGCUGGAUCUCAUGAUUGAAGAAAUUGACGCCGAUGGCUCUGGGACACUUGAUUUUGAUGAAUUCAUGGAAGUUAUGACAGGCGGCGAUGACUGAAUAUUACAAUUAUUCUAGUUCACAACCAGGAAGCAUAAAAAUUUACGCGAACACAACGGAAACUUGGAAAGUUUAUAUGACGUGUUCCAUUGCAUUGGACAGUGGCUAUUCCAGAUUGUAUCCUAAAUUAUCAUAAUUUCAUCAAUAAUCCGCACACACAGACACACAGACACACCAAACAAAAUAAAAGAAUAAUUUUCAAAUCGGA
Molecule: messenger RNA, 1233 nt
Organism: Diachasma alloeum
Lineage: Eukaryota; Metazoa; Arthropoda; Insecta; Hymenoptera; Braconidae
Product: troponin C
Exons: 7
Coding region: 156-1025 (289 amino acids)
Molecular function (GO): enzyme regulator activity; calcium ion binding
Source: RefSeq, a predicted model, not a curated record